Messenger RNA from Olea europaea var. sylvestris, 1589 nucleotides. RefSeq lists its product as uncharacterized. The record is from RefSeq and is a predicted model, not a curated record. The coding region runs from base 1 to 510 and encodes 169 amino acids. The transcript has 2 exons. NCBI's taxonomy places the organism in Eukaryota, Viridiplantae, Streptophyta, Magnoliopsida, Lamiales, Oleaceae.
AUGGUUUUUAAAAUAUUGAUCAAGAGCACAAUAAUCAGAAUUCCAGUAUUUUUCACAGAGAGAGGGAGAGAGGGAAUUGAAGAAUAUCCUUCGGGAGAGGCAAAGAAGAAAGGAUUUAAAGAAGAUUUCCAAGGUUUUGUAAUGGCUUCAAGACUGAUGAAUCAACAGGAAAACAGAGGGAAGGCUGUUCUCGGGGGCAUUAAGCAGAAGAACGUGGCAGCAGAAAGAAAGAAUCGUCCUGCACUUAUUGACAUUGGUAAUCAGGUUACGAUUCCUGGGGUUGAGGGAAAGCUAGUCCCUAAGGUCUCCACACCGAAUCAUGCACUUUCGUCCACGGAUUCGACAAUGGAUAUACCAAGAAAAGAAUCUGCCAGAGGCCACCAAGAAUUUCCACCAGCGAAAUUAUUUUUUUCCACUUGGUUUCCUCUCUAUGCUCUCUCUUUCUUGUGUUUUUGCCACGUCGAAGUGAAACAAGUGAAUAAGCAUAAUUAUAGAGGCAAAAUCAUUUGAAUUCAAAAUUCAAAACCAAUGGCAUGUGAUAUGACUAGAUGAUAGAAAGUAACAAUUGGAUUUAAUCUAUAGUCCACAAUUAUACCAAACUAGCACAAUCAUUGCCAAACACUCCAGGCCAAUAAUCUUGUGCCAAGUGGAUUUAAGUGAUUCACCUCAUAAAUCUUCACAUUGGAUCACAUAUAAUCUAUCGCCAAAUUCUCCGAUUACAAGUGAUAUCCUUAGUAUGGUCUUAUUUCAUCAUCAUAUCUCACUUUAGCUCAGUCAAUUAACCAAGAAGCUAUCUUUCACCCCAACAUGCUUAGAACGUUCAAGAUAAACAGAAUUUUUACACAAAAUCAAUGAACUUUGACUAUGAGUAAAAAUCAUAGCAUUAUCAUUUAAGAAGUUUAAUUUACAUAGAAGGCCUUUUAGCCAUAGUCUUUUUUAACUUCAAUUAAUGCAACAUAUUUUGCUUCAAUAUUGGAGAGGGUAACUGUAGAUUACAACUAUGAUUUCCAAGUGUUACAAUUAUCACCUAAAGUGAAGAAGUAAGAGGUAAUACAUUUUCUCUGAUCUUUAUCCACUGCAAGGUCAGAAUCUACAUAUAUUUUAUAAAGUUCUACAUAAUAGACCCAAUGACAUUAGCAUAAAAAACAUUACUCAUUUCAUGCAUUUCUUCUUCAGUUUUAGGGCAUUGUGCAUGGUACAUUGAUAGACUUAUCAAAUUUCAUUCCAAGAUUUUUAGUCCUAUUCUUUUUAAUGCCAAGACUUUUCUUGUCUUCCUAAGUCUUUCAUGUCAAAUUUCAAUUUUCAAAAGUUUUUCAUUUUUAUGAUUUCAGCUUUGCUAGAGGUAGCAAGUCACAUGUCAUCCACUUAUAACAAUAGAUAAACUUCACAGCCUACUUUAGAGUUACUGAAAUACAAACAUGCAUCAAAUUCGCAUUCUUCCCCAUUAGAUUUUCAACUUGGAAUUGAACUUCCUAAAAGUUUCAUAUUCCUAAACUUUCCUUGAAUGGUUAUCAACAAUGGAUAAAAAAUCUGAAAAUUGGAUAAAGACUAUGAAAGAGGAGAUCCAGUCUCUAGACAAAAAUGAGAGU